ACAUCUUCAUCUUCUUCAUUUCUCUGCAAUUUUCGAUCCAAAAAAAAUGCCGAAAGUCGAUGCUCUCCGUCGAUUUCUCCUCCCCUGUUGCAAUUCAACACCCACAUCCCCAGCACCACCGGCGCCGCUCACAAUCUCCACCAAAAAACGCCUGAGCACCUCACUGCGUGACGAUCUCGACGACUCAAAACAAGAAAAGAAAUUCGAUGAAGAUCAAGAAGAUUCAUACCCAACAACCCCAAUCAGCACUACAAACAGCACCAGCAGCACCUCCGGCGCCGCAAUUUCACUCUCAGCUCCACCGCGUUCUUCUAAAACAAUGGUAAUCGGAACAAUCUUCGGCCAACGUCGCGGUGGACAUGUAUGGUUCUGCGUACAACACGAUCGUCUCAACACGAAGCCUUCACUUCUUCUAGAACUUUCCAUCCCAACCACAACCCUUAUUCAAGAAAUGCGAUGUGGAUUAGUCCGAAUUGCUCUUGAAUCAUCGGAUUCGGAGCUGAAUCGUUGCCCGCUCCAUUCAAUUCCAAUGUGGACUCUGUUCUGUAAUGGGAGAAAAAUCGGGUUUGCGGUUCGGAGACGGGCGACCCAACAGACCCGAAUUAUGUUGAAGACGAUGCAGUCAAUGACAGUCGGGGCGGGUGUAAUUCCGUCGGGUUUGGUUUCGGGUACCGAAUCCGAAGAGGUGUUGUAUAUGAGAGCUAACUAUGAGUGUAUUAUUGGUGGUGCGGAUUCGGAGUCUUUUCAUUUGAUUAACCCGGAUGAAGGUCCGGGUCAAGAAUUCAGUAUCUUUUUGCUUCGAUCCAAAUAAAAAUGUGAAUCGCAGACGACUGAUUUUGAAAGAUAAACGUGAAUCGAAAAUUAGAAAAUUUUGAGUUUUCUGAUUUUAUAUUUUUGGUCAAAAGGGGUACUAAUAAAGAAGGCUAAUUUUUUAAUUAUUCCUUUUUUAGUUCUUUAUUUUUUCAAGAUUAGCUUAAUCUUUAGUUUAGGCCAUUUUUUUAGAACUUUUUGGUGCAUGAGA
Solanum stenotomum is the source of this 1021-nucleotide messenger RNA. Its product is annotated as protein MIZU-KUSSEI 1. The transcript has a single exon. The coding region runs from base 47 to 811 and encodes 254 amino acids. NCBI's taxonomy places the organism in Eukaryota, Viridiplantae, Streptophyta, Magnoliopsida, Solanales, Solanaceae. The record is from RefSeq and is a predicted model, not a curated record. Gene Ontology annotation, biological process: hydrotropism.